Molecule: messenger RNA, 1918 nt
Organism: Calliphora vicina (urban bluebottle blowfly)
Lineage: Eukaryota; Metazoa; Arthropoda; Insecta; Diptera; Calliphoridae
Product: glucose dehydrogenase [FAD, quinone]
Exons: 1
Coding region: 35-1903 (622 amino acids)
Molecular function (GO): oxidoreductase activity, acting on CH-OH group of donors; flavin adenine dinucleotide binding
Source: RefSeq, a predicted model, not a curated record
UUGAAGAAUUCAAAGACAAAACUAAAGCAACAACAUGUUAAAAUUGUGUAAAAAAGUACCACUAAUGGGCCUUUUGGCCCUUUCCAGUAUAUUGCUGGCCAUAUCAUGGGCCCAAGAACGUAACGUUAUACUCGAAACUAUAGACUUUUUACGUCGCGGUCAAAAUGAUGUGAAUUUGGAAAAUUACGACAACACCAUUACCAUGGAAGGUGAAUAUGAUUUUAUAGUGGUGGGAGCUGGUACAGCCGGUUGUGCUUUGGCGGCUCGUUUAUCGGAAAAUCCCAAGUGGAAGGUUUUAUUGUUGGAGGCUGGUGGUCCGGAAAGUUUAAUUAUGGAUGUGCCUAUAGUGGCUCACUUUUUGCAGUUGGGUGAAAUGAACUGGAAAUAUAGAACCCAACCUUCCGAUCAUGCCUGUCUGGCCAUGAACAACAACCGUUGCAAUUGGCCCAGAGGCAAGGUAAUGGGUGGCUCUUCGGUAUUGAAUUAUAUGAUGUACACUCGCGGCAAUCGUAGAGAUUAUGACAGAUGGGCUGAGUUGGGUAAUGAGGGUUGGAGUUUCAAGGAUGUCUUGCCCUAUUUCAAGAAAUAUGAAGGCUCUAGUGUACCCGAUGCUGAUGCAGAGUUUGUGGGCCGUGAUGGUCCCGUCAAAGUCUCCUACGUCAAUUGGCGUUCCAAGAUUGCUGAAGCUUUUGUAGAGUCCGCCCAACAGGAUGGUCUUAAGUACCGUGAUUACAAUGGUCGCAUACAGAAUGGUGUUGCUUACCUACAUACCACCACACGCAAUGCCACACGCUGGAGUUCUAAUCGUUCCUAUCUAUAUCCCAUCAAAGGCAAACGUCCCAAUUUGCAUGUCAAGAAAAAUGCUUUGGUCACCAAGGUUCUGAUUAAUCCUGAAACCAAAACCGCCUAUGGUAUUAUUGUGCAGACCGAUGGUAAAUCCCAUAAAGUGUUGGCCAGACGUGAAGUAGUAGUGUCGGCUGGUGCCAUUAAUACACCACAACUGCUGAUGUUAUCCGGUGUGGGUCCUGCCAAACAUUUAAAAGAAGUUGGCAUUAAACCCAUAGCUGAUUUGGCUGUAGGCUAUAAUUUACAAGAUCAUACUGCCCCUGCUGUUACCUUUACCACCAAUGCCACCUCUUUGCAUUUUGAGGACUUUGCUGAACCCACUUUGUUGAAUUUGUUUAAUCGUCAAACCGGUCCUUAUGGCUCUCCUGGUGGCUGUGAAGCCAUGGCAUUUUGGGACUUGGAUAAUCAACAUUUGGAGGAUGGUUGGCCAGAUAUUGAAUUGUUUUUGGUGGGUGGUUCCAUGUCUUCAAAUCCCGCCAUCUCCAGAGCUUUUGGUUUGAAGAAAUCCAUCUAUGACAGUAUUUUUGCCGAAAUUGAAGAUCAAGAUCUGAAUGCCUUUAUGAUAUUCCCCAUGAUCCUAAGACCUAAAAGUCGUGGUCGCAUUAUGUUGAAAUCAACCGAUCCCAGCAAAUAUCCACUCAUCUUCUCCAACUACUUUGCCCAUCCCUACGAUGUGGACAUCUCUGUCAGAGGUCUGUUGAAGGCUCUAAGUCUUAUGGAUAGGCCGGGUUUCCAGAAAAUCAAUGCCAAACUUUGGGAACGUAAAAUCCCCACAUGCAAGAAGUAUCCCUAUAAAUCGUAUGCCUAUUGGGAAUGUUACGUUAAACAUUUCACUUUCACCAUUUACCACUACUCCGGUACCUGUAAAAUGGGUCCUAGAUCUGAUAGGGCAGCUGUGGUCGAUGCUCGUUUGAGGGUACAUGGUAUUAAAAAUUUACGUGUAGCCGAUGCCAGUAUUAUGCCAGAAAUUAUGUCUGGUCAUCCCAAUGGACCAGUGUUUAUGAUUGCUGAAAAGGCGGCCGAUAUGAUUAAGCAAGAUCAUGGUUUUAUACCUUAAGUUGGUACGGAAGAA